Chelmon rostratus (copperband butterflyfish) is the source of this 1917-nucleotide messenger RNA. RefSeq lists its product as uncharacterized. The record is from RefSeq and is a predicted model, not a curated record. Gene Ontology annotation, biological process: axon guidance; negative regulation of axon extension involved in axon guidance; neural crest cell migration. NCBI's taxonomy places the organism in Eukaryota, Metazoa, Chordata, Actinopteri, Chaetodontiformes, Chaetodontidae. Bases 1 to 1917 code for a protein of 638 amino acids. The transcript has 14 exons. Gene Ontology annotation, molecular function: semaphorin receptor binding; chemorepellent activity.
AUGAAUUCUUUCAUCCUGCUGUCGCUUUUGGCCACGGUUAUCGCCGGAAAGUCACCUCGGCUGAAAUUUGUUGUGCACGAGCCAUCCAGGUUCCACUUCAACAAACCCGAGAACUACAUCAGCAUGUUCCACCAGGAAGGCAGCGACACGCUGUACGUGGGCGGCCAGGCGAUGGUCUACGUGUUGACGUUCACUAACCGAGGGGUCCGCGACCUACAGAUCCCAGCGGCGUCCGAUCAGACUGCGAUUGAUACCUGCAAGGCCAAGGCUGCACCACUCGAGCUGGAGUGUGAUAAUUUCAUCACCGUCAUUCAGAAAGUAAACGACACAAUCAUAGUAUGUGGGACAAAUGCUGGAAGCCCCAGGUGCUGGAUGCUGGUAAAUGACACCGUGCUGACUGAGGUCCAGGGCAGCGGGCAGAUCGCGGCGGCCUCUGACAUCUCACCCCCAUACCCUUCCCAGAGGUCCAUCAGCUUGCCUGCAGAUGGAAGUCUGUAUUCUGCCAUGUCGUCGGUGGCGGGUCACGCCGGCUCGAUCCGGCGUACGUUUGGCUCCCAGAAGCUCCUGAAGACGGAGAACAUUUGGCUGCUGAAUCCGCAGUUUGCUGGCGCAGCCAUAAUCCCGUCUUCACUGAAGUAUAAGGAGGAGAUCUACUUCUUCUUCAGCGAGAUCAACAAGACAGCCCGAGUGGACGAGGAGCCGUACAGGGCGCGCAUCGGCCGAAUCUGCACAGUGGAUGAAGGGGGCAUCAAAGCCCUGCUGGCAGACUCCUGGACCACCUUCAUGAAGGCCCGGGUGAUGUGCGGUGCAGGAAACACUCAGCAGCAGUACAACAACAUGAAGCAGGCGGUGGUGCUGACAGCGCAGGACAAGAGAGGGGUCAUGUACGGCCUCUUUUCCAACGCAUGGGGCAGAACAGUGAUCUGUGCUUACUCCAUCGAAGAUAUUGACCAGGCCUUCUCCACAUCCAAACUGAAGGGCUACAGCAGUCCAUUAAUUGGCAAUCGCCCAGGGAUGUGUGUCCGCAAAAACUCGACGGCAGGAGGUCUCAACGACAUCAAGAACCUCGGGGUGAUCAGAUACCACCCCGAAAUCGAGGACGUGAUCCGGCCUGUCGGCGUGGCUCCGCUCGACCUGCCCACAGAUGACCAGAUCACGCACACUGUGGCGGACAUCGUCCUGGCGGUCAACGACGAGCACUACAGCGUCCUGUACCUCGGAACAGAACAAGGCAAAGUUCUCAAAGUUCUUCACACCAGCGAGGGGGUCUUCAUCGUAUCUCAGUACUCUCUGUUUCACAACGAGGGCCCCGUUCUCAACAUGGCCAUUGACUCCCAAAAGGGACACCUCUACGUUGGUACAGCAAUGGAGGUCCAGCGGCUGCCGCUGGCUGACUGUGGUCGCUAUGGUGACACUUGCAGGGAGUGCAUCCUUUCCCGGGAUCCAUACUGCGGCUGGGACAGGGCCAGGAGGAAGUGCAUCGCCAUUCCGCCUGGAUACAACGUCACGACCGGGGCACUCAUUCAGAAUCUGGACCAUUCGAACUCGUCGGUUUGUGGGGAAGCUGCUGCUCUGAAGCAGCGUCGAACUUCUCCCAGAGAAGUUUUGGUGCAGUCCAACACCUCCAUCUUUCUCCCCUGCCCUGUACGCUCCUUUCACGCCACCUACCGCUGGGAGAAGGACAAUUGCGUCAAGAACUAUCCGUGCCUCUUCUCCGGGGACUUCUGUGUCCUGGGGCCGGCUGUUGACACACCCCUGAAGGAAGGCGUCUUCCGCUGCAUGGCCACCGAGGACGGAUUCAAGGUGGAGGUUAUCUCCUUCAGGCUGGUCAACAACGGCAGGCUCCUGGCUGCUUCCCUCGCCUCCACCUUGGGGCCGUCGCUCCUGCUCGCCGUGGCUACCCUGUUGCUCCAUUAA